Sturnus vulgaris (Common starling) is the source of this 2260-nucleotide messenger RNA. Lineage: Eukaryota; Metazoa; Chordata; Aves; Passeriformes; Sturnidae. The record is from RefSeq and is a predicted model, not a curated record.
AUGGGCCAGGGAGCUGCCAUACAGGCACUCACCAAGAAGAACAGAACAGGUCUGGAGAUAGCAAGCGGGGUCAGCCAAGAGUGCAGGUCCUCAGGCCAGGCCUUAGGGAUGGGCAGUUCUGCUGUCUUACCAGGAUGUCAUGUCCAAGGAGAGGUUGAUGAACGAGCAAGCCAAGAAAUAAGACAAAAACUACAAGAAGUCAAUCUGUUUUUGCAAGCACAGGCAGCCUCCCAGGACAGACUAGAACACAUCAGAGCAAGUCAUCAUGCUUCUCUGAGAAACCAGCUAAAAGACAGAAUUAGAGAUCUUGAAUGUGAAUUGGACAAGAUAAAAAAUACUCAACAAGACAAUACUUUUCCAAAAGAAUGUGCACAGGCAGAAGUGGAAAAGUACAAGGAACUGUAUCUGGAGGAAGUGAAAACUAGACGAUGCUUAGCAAAGAAGCUGGAAAGAGCUAACGAGAGACUUGAGGAAGCCAACGCUAAGCUCCUCCGGGAGCGCCAUAAAAGCAAAUCAUUAAUCACAAGCAGCAUUGUCAGUGGAGGUCUGGCUGCGACUCCAGUUCUGUAUUCAACUGCACUGGGAAAUCUUGGCAACCAUUUGGGACUGAACAGAAGUCUCAGUCUAGGAGAAAGCUUCCUCAGCCCAACUGAGAACACAUUAUCCUCAAGAAACAGAGUUGCAGCCUUUGUGGCCAAGGUACAACAGGAACAGGAGGAAAAAAUCAUGAAGGAACUGGAAAAAGCCACUGCUGAACUUGAAACUGGAUGUGCUGGAUCUUCAAAAAAACUUCAUUUGGACCAGGAUCCUCUUUGCAGAGCAAUAGAGGAGUACCGUGAUGUUUUAACCAAAAACUAUAUGAUUUGAAUGAAAUACUGUGGAAAGGCUCUGGACAUUUUUUUGCUUUUCUAGAGCAUCUAUGGUUUCCUUUCUCCCCACUUCAUAUUUGAAAACUUGUUUUAGUCUGACUAUAAAAUGUAAGUCUGUUAAAUGGAUGUCAAGCACAGUGCACUCACCUGUUGGGUUUUUUCAGCAUACCUAAGUUCUUUUGUACUCACAGUAAGAGCUACGUCUGUUUUUUCUGACCAGAAGAUUGACCAAUCUGGAUUCUUGAGCUUGACAAAACUGUCAGAAAUGUUUCCUCUUACAGUAGCUGCAUUAUGUUGAUCCGCUCAUGUUCUGUGUUUUUACAAAUGCAUUCCCUUUGUUCUGUUUAAUCCUUUCACUCAAUGUGUUUUAACUUCUCCAGUGUUAUUUCAAUGCUUAGGAACAUCAUUUGAUGUGCUUUGAGCCCAGUGCUUGAGUCCUGAUGCAGUGACUAAUUUCUGCUGAUUAACUUAUAGUGGUGUUCAAGCUGGAGAAAACGGCACUUUAUAUUGUUGUCACUUUAUGCAACAUAGGUUUAAAAUGACUGUGAGUGAGUAGUAGUGCCAAGACUUGUUUUAUGGUCUUUUUGGUAUUUUUUAUUUUGUAUCCUAGAAUGAGUAAAGUUGGAAGGGACCUCUGGGGGCUAUUUGUUCUAGCCCUCCUGCUCCAGGAGAACCACCUUUAGCUAGUUUCCCACAUCUAUGUUGGUUUUUGAAUUACUUCAAAAAUGGAAACUCCACAGUGUCCAUGGGCAACCUGGGCUCAUGAUGAGUCACUGUCACAAUACACUUGAAUAUCAUGAGAGAUAUUCAGACUCAUUACCACUCAUGCUAUUGGUGUUGAUUCCUGAAUGAAAAAUUGCUGCAGCUUCAGGCUUCUGCAGCUCUUGCUUAAAUACUUGAGGUACACCUAUAAACACUUCCAGUGGGAGGGGGAAAAAAGUAACAUUAAUAUUACCCACUUUCCUCAGUAGUCUCCAGAACUUGUGUGAUUGGAUACCCAAUCUUUUUGUUGCUGCUUCCAGCUGAGGAUGUGUCUGUAGCCCAGAUGUGGUGGAAAAUUGAUAGCAACCAUAUAAGCAGUUCUACUUAUUUCAGGGAAUUACCAGUUUUUAGUUGAGAUACGAUUUGUCAUUUCCCAUUUGUAAAAGUCACCAGCAGAGUACAGAACAAAGUCCCAGUUCUGGAAAAGUAAGAAUGAUUGUACUGAGAUGAAUCAAGACUGAAAGAAUUUUUGGGUUUUGCCCACUAUUUCAAGGACUUGAGUUGACAGAUAGUGAGAAAAGCAUUAAAUGCUGCUGUGACACUCUACCUUUUUAUAUGAAUAAAUUUUUGUGAAGCUGUUACACUGUAUUUAAUUGAACUUGAUAUUCAAUAAACUUCGCAAUCUAGAA